GGUCAAUGAUUUGAAGACUGGUACGCUGAUAGGAAUUGACAAAUAUGGAAACAAAUACUAUGAAGACAAAAGAAACUUCUUUG
Messenger RNA from Cariama cristata (Red-legged seriema), 83 nucleotides. Its product is annotated as NADH dehydrogenase [ubiquinone] 1 alpha subcomplex subunit 12-like. The annotation marks the transcript as partial. Lineage: Eukaryota; Metazoa; Chordata; Aves; Cariamiformes; Cariamidae. The transcript has a single exon. The record is from RefSeq and is a predicted model, not a curated record.